AUGUCCACCGUCAGUGUUCGUCCUCUAGCUCGACACCCUGAGUUCAAGAAAGGCGAUGAAGUCAAGAUCAAAUCGAUGGAAACGCUCGAGAACGGUAAGACUCGGACUGUCUGGAAAACCAUGGAGGUCUCUGAGGCGGUAAUGGACGAGCAGUCCGCACAUUGGAAAUACAGGCUUGCUACGAAUUCUGGAGAUGCCGGCACAAAGAGCGAAUGGAUAAAAGAGAGGGAUAUGAAGCCUGCAUGA
Molecule: messenger RNA, 246 nt
Organism: Alternaria ventricosa
Lineage: Eukaryota; Fungi; Ascomycota; Dothideomycetes; Pleosporales; Pleosporaceae
Exons: 2
Coding region: 1-246 (81 amino acids)
Source: RefSeq, a predicted model, not a curated record